Messenger RNA from Aspergillus ibericus CBS 121593, 1524 nucleotides. Its product is annotated as MFS transporter. Gene Ontology annotation, biological process: nitrite transport; nitrate transmembrane transport. The transcript has 5 exons. Gene Ontology annotation, molecular function: nitrite transmembrane transporter activity; nitrate transmembrane transporter activity. The record is from RefSeq and is a predicted model, not a curated record. Bases 1 to 1524 code for a protein of 507 amino acids. Lineage: Eukaryota; Fungi; Ascomycota; Eurotiomycetes; Eurotiales; Aspergillaceae. Gene Ontology annotation, cellular component: membrane.
AUGGAUUACGUCAAACUUCUCUUUGUCUCUCCGGAGAUCAACCCCAGUAAUCGCAAGGCUCAGUCAAUCCCGAUCCUCAACCCGUUUGACAAGUAUGGCCGGGUCUUUUUCUUCUCGUGGCUGGGGUUCAUGGUUGCCUUUCUGUCGUGGUAUGCCUUCCCGCCAUUGUUGACCGACACGAUUCGUCAAGACCUGCAUAUGACAGAGACACAGGUCGCAAACUCGAACAUCGUUGCCCUGCUCGCGACUCUGCUCGUGAGAUUCGUGGCAGGACCGCUCUGUGACCGGUUCGGGCCUCGCCUGGUGUUCAUCGGACUGCUGCUUUGCGGUUCGAUCCCCACGGCCAUGGCUGGGUUGGUCACCACGCCCUCGGGCCUGAUUGCCCUGCGAUUCUUCGUGGGCAUCCUCGGAGGCACCUUCGUCCCGUGUCAGGUCUGGUGCACGGGAUUCUUCGAUAAGAAGAUCGUCGGCGCUGCGAAUGCUCUUGCGGGUGGCUGGGGAAAUUCUGGCGGUGGAAUCACCUUCUUCGUGAUGCCCGCUGUCUUUGAUUCACUGGUGCAUGUCCAGGGCCUAACGCCGCAUAAAGCAUGGCGGGUGGCUUAUAUCGUUCCGUUCAUCAUCAUUGUCGCGGUGGCCUUGACCAUGCUCUUCGUAUGCGAGGACACCCCAACGGGCAAGUGGUCGGAGCGUCACCUCUGGGUGAAGGAGGCCACUGAAUCCGAGGGAAACAUCGUUGACCUCAACUCGGGUAUGGUGUCCAGCCCCUCGAAAUCUCCCUCGAUGUCCGAUGUCAUGGGAGAUCUGGAGAAGAAGGGCGGCACCCAAACACCAAUCUCGCUGGAGCCCGAGUCCCAGCGGAUCGGCCAGUUUGACGCGCUCCGAACCGACACGGUGGUGGCCCCCACGCGCAAGGAGGCGCUGAACGUGCUGUUCAGCCUGUCCACGGCCGCUGUUGCCAUCCCAUAUGCCUGCUCCUUCGGGGCGGAACUCGCCAUCGAGUCCGUCCUAGCCAACUACUACUUGGACAACUUCCCCCGCAUGGGACAGACCCAGUCGGGACAAUGGGCAGCCAUGUUUGGGCUGCUGAACAUUGUCUCCCGGCCUGCCGGUGGGUUCCUUGCAGACUAUCUGUUCCACACCACGCAAAGUCUGUGGUCGAAGAAGAUCCUGCUCGUGUUCCUGGGGGUGAUCAUGGGCGCCUUCCAGCUAGCGAUCGGCUUCACCAACCCCAAAUCGGAGGCAACCAUGUUUGGCCUGAUGGCGGGACUUGCCUUUUCCCUCGAAGCCUGCAAUGGCGCCAUCUUUUCGUUGGUCCCUCACGUGUAUCCGUUUGCCAAUGGUGUCGUGUCUGGUGCGGUAGGCGGAAUGGGCAACCUCGGGGGGAUUAUCUUUGCCAUUAUCUUCCGUUACAACGGGUCUCACUACGCCCGGUCGAUUUGGAUUAUUGGGGUGAUCUCGCUCGCGGCCAAUGUGGCCGUGUCGUGGAUCCGGCCGGUGGCGAAGAAGCCGGUUGUGAGCCAAUGA